Molecule: messenger RNA, 1767 nt
Organism: Hemicordylus capensis (graceful crag lizard)
Lineage: Eukaryota; Metazoa; Chordata; Lepidosauria; Squamata; Cordylidae
Product: G-protein coupled receptor 35-like
Exons: 4
Coding region: 310-1449 (379 amino acids)
Biological process (GO): positive regulation of Rho protein signal transduction; phospholipase C-activating G protein-coupled receptor signaling pathway
Cellular component (GO): membrane
Molecular function (GO): G protein-coupled receptor activity
Source: RefSeq, a predicted model, not a curated record
CAAAAUGGCCACCACUCGCCUUUAUGAAGGCCCGAAAGGGCCAAAAAGACUACAUUUACCUGGCCGUGGCGGUGAUGAGGGAGGCCGGCAGGGGGAGAGGGAACCCUCGCGGACACACACACACACACACACGGCUAAAACAAGCCCCCCCCCGAAGGGGCUACAGGACAGUCAAGCCUGGUGAACUAAACUUUUAUUAAUAAGCAAGAUUGCCAAAGAUAUUGAAGGAGGACUGCAAUCAGCUGAGACAGACAUAAUUUAGGUAGGACUCGAUAGCUAGAAAUCUGAAAGGAAAAAAGAGAAAGAGAGAUGGGAGAUUCUGAAAAGCUUCUGAAGGCAAAAUUGCAAACAAUUCCCAUCAGAAGGAAACACAGGAGACAUCAAAAGCGACCAGUCUUGAUGCACAGAGAACUGAUAAGCAAAAAAGUGCAUCAGGAAUGGAAGGAGGGACAUACUGAUACUACUGACAUCAUGGUGAACUGCAGUGAAACUCUCAAGAUGGAUGACACCAUAAUCCUUUUUGAAUUCAUUCUUUACAGCCCAGUCACAGUUUUUGGAGGCCUGUUCAACACACUUGCCUUGUGGGUGUUCUUCUUCAGACUGGGCAAAUGGACUGAAUCCAGAGUUUACAUGAUCUGCUUAGCCAUGGCAGACUACACUGUGGUCUUUACCUUACCAUUCAUAGUGUACUUUCAUUAUCGCCACUGGAUUACAGAUGCCUUUUGUUUAGUCAUAUUUACAAUCUAUUGCCUCAACAUGCCAAUGAGCAUGUGUACUAUCACCAUCAUAGCCCUGGACCGGUACAUUGCAAUCAAGCAUCCUCUGAAAGCCAAAGUGCUAAGGUCUCCACGGAAGGCAGCCAUUGUCUGUGUGUUUCUUUGGCUCUGCUGUUUUCUUUCUGCAAUCAGACAUGUAUUUAUACAUUCAGAAGAAGAAAAAGAAAAGUAUUGUUUUUCCCCAGCUUCUAUAAGUUUGCAUGAUGUCUUGAUCCAAAAUCUCAUUCUUUUUUUCAUACCCCUGUUAAUGGUGACAUUCUGCUCCACACAAGUCAUCAGAUGCCUCAAGAGGAAGGAGAAUGCUGGUCCACAGGAAGAAAAGUCAACUCAGAAAGCAAUCCAUGUGGUCUCAGUCAACAUGGGCACAUUCAUCAUUUGCUUUGUACCCUUCAACGUCACCAUGGUGGCUAGAUAUGCAGUGCAAGCAGCUGGAGCUGAAUGCUGGGUAUUCAAAGCCAUUGGCAAGGCUGUACAUAUAUCUGCAGGCAUAGCAAAUCUAAAUUGCUGCUUGGAUGCCGUUUGCUAUUAUUUAGUUGCCAAGGAAUUCCAGGAAGCUGCAUCUCUCCUGACUCCUUUUCAGUUGAUGAAACCUAGGUCCACCUUAAUGCAAGAUUCACAGCUCCAAUCUAGGUCCAACUUAACUCAAGAUGCGCCACUUCAAAGCACAGCCUAAUUCCAGAAGUUUAAAUUAUGUACAGUCUCAUCUUCAGAGCACCAUGUCCAGACAAAGCCUAGCAAAGUCUCAUCUUGAGAGCUUUGAAGCCCAACAGAAAGAUCAUAACCAGCAAAGCAAUCAGGUGUUGUGUUAAAUUUAGCUUUUAAUCUCGUGAGCCUACUCGAAUGGUCACUGACAUAGUAGAGAUCAUAUUUUGACUUAAUGUUUUUGAAAGAUGAAUGGCUCCAUCCAUAUCUAAGGUGGCAUUUUGCUAUUCACAUUUGAUAUAUGGAAUGUCUCCAAGCAAGAAGGAAGCUUAUUCCUCCUGUUAAUUAA